Molecule: messenger RNA, 1356 nt
Organism: Pocillopora verrucosa
Lineage: Eukaryota; Metazoa; Cnidaria; Anthozoa; Scleractinia; Pocilloporidae
Product: nematocyst expressed protein 6
Biological process (GO): proteolysis
Molecular function (GO): zinc ion binding; metalloendopeptidase activity
Source: RefSeq, a predicted model, not a curated record
CACAACUUUGAUGAUACAGUGUCUAAGAAGAUUAACGCUUGCUACAGUCUAAAGCUGACCGUUGCAUAUCAGUUAGACAUGAUAUCCUUGUGGGUUUGUGCAGCUUUGCUUGUGGUAGCACAAGUUGAGGAAUCGUCUGCAGCUCCCACAGUCUCAGAUCAGCUACAAGGGAAUUCGUCGAAAGCAAAUACCUCGACAGCAAGAGGGGAGUUCUCCGCCUCCGCCUUCCAAGCGAUCGAACAGGCCAACAAUGCAGAGGCAAACUUACGAAUGUCAGACAGAAGCGGGCUUUUUUUACACGAGGGAGAUAUCGAACUAACAGAAAGCCAACGAAAAAUGAUCAAAACCCAGAUCUCUAGCGGACGACAGAAGCGCGCUACAUUAAGAAGUCUUUCUAAGCGUUGGAUGGAUUCAAGCGGUCGUCCUUUGAUUCCCUACUACAUCGAGGGCAGUGUGGCGCAUGCCCGCGGUGUCAUAGAUCAAGCCAUGAGACACUGGAUGAGUAAAGUUCCUUGCCUGAGGUUCGUUCGAAGAACAACUCAUCGUAACUACGUCAGUUUCUUUUUUGGAGGAGGCUGCUAUUCCAUGGUGGGACGAAUUGGAGGAAGACAAAAGAUUUCCAUUGGGCGGGGCUGUGAUCAAAUUGGCGUGGUUGUUCAUGAAAUUGGACAUGCUCUCGGGUUCUGGCACGAGCAAUCCCGUCCCGAUAGGGAUCGUUACGUCAACAUUCUCUGGAAUAACAUCCCAAGCGGAGUCCGCUCCCAAUUCACGAAGAUGUCGACAAGUACCAUUAACUCGCGCGGAAUCUCGUAUGAUUACGACAGCGUGAUGCAUUACCACUCUACCGCGUUUGGUAAUGGACGUAUAACCAUCACACGCAAAGAUGGAAGCACCAGGCUGGGAAACAAUCGAGGACUGAGUUACAAGGACAUCCAACAGGCAAAAUUGAUGUAUUGCCCCGGACAACCCACAAGAAGACCUGUUACUGCAAAACCAAGGCCGCCCACGGGUUGUCGAUAUAAAGACAAUAACCGAAACUGUCCAUUUUGGAAAUCCAGGGGUUACUGCACGCACACACAUCGGACGUACAUGAGACGAAACUGCCAAAAAAGUUGCUUCUGCGGAACAAAUACCAACUGCCGUGACCUUGAGCGACACUGCCCAGCUUGGAGACAGAGAGGUUACUGUCGGCGAAACUCGCAGUACUACACCUACAUGUCAAAAAAUUGUAAAAAAUCCUGUGGCUCCUGCUAAACCAGCUUAGUCUGCGAAGCUGGAAAAAUGUGAAAUCACUCUGAGGCAAAGUUUGUUGUAGCCACACGUUUUUCAAUGCGUUAAUAAAUUGUUUAUUCUCUA